AGUACUUUUUCACCCUACGAUACCCUACAACACAGUUUCGACUCGCACACUGCUUUUUGUUGUUGCCGAGCGAGGAAAGUCAGUCCGCGCAGUGAAUUUUUUUCUGUACCAACAACAACAACAACUCUAUCAUCUCUUCAACUACUACAACAACUAUAACAACAGCGCGCCUACAAGAACAGCAAUAAUAAGCACACACUCAGAGAAAAACCAUAGGAAUUAAGAGCAGAAGAGGAAAGCACCAGUGUGUGUGCAUGUAAAAAAGAGAAAGAAAGAAAGUAAGAGAGCAACAACUAUAUAUGAGUACAACACACAAGAAGAAGAGCAAUACAGAAAAAGUUGAAGAGAGGCAGCAACAGAAACAACAACAACAACACCAGCAGCAGGCCAGCUGAGAGCGCUGAGCGCCAACAAAAAAAAAAGGAUUCGAGGAAGUGAUCGAAGACGAUCGAUCCUAACUCACCAGAACUCACCUCAUCAUCAUUAUCAUCCUUUAACCCCCCCAAAACCGAAACUCACCUUCGAUCGAGGGUGUAACUUUUGUUGAUUCGAAAAACACACACUCGCAACUCUCAGGAUAUGUACGGCAACAAUAAUCCGGGUAGUAACAAUAAUAACGGUGGUUAUCCCCCAUAUGGCUACAACAACAAGUCGAGCGGUGGGCGUGGAUUUGGCAUGUCCCAUUCUCUACCAUCCGGAAUGGAUACAGAAUUUUCAUUUCCAAGUUCCUCGUCGCGUCGCGGUUACAAUGAUUUCCCCGGCUGCGGCGGUAGCGGCGGAAACGGCGGCAGUGCCAACAAUCUUGGCGGCGGCAACAUGUGCCACCUGCCGCCGAUGGCCAGCAACAAUUCGCUGAACAACCUAUGCGGCCUGUCGCUGGGCAGCGGCGGUAGCGAUGAUCUCAAUAUGAUGAUGAACGAUCCGCGGGCGAGCAACACCAACCUGAUUGUCAACUACUUGCCCCAGGACAUGACCGAUCGCGAGCUGUACGCCCUAUUCAGAGCCAUUGGACCCAUCAACACGUGCAGAAUCAUGAGAGAUUAUAAGACUGGCUACAGUUUUGGUUAUGCUUUCGUGGACUUCACAUCGGAAAUGGACUCGCAGCGUGCGAUUAAAGUUCUGAAUGGAAUCACAGUGCGCAACAAGCGGCUUAAGGUUUCCUAUGCCCGUCCCGGCGGCGAAUCGAUCAAGGACACCAAUCUAUAUGUGACCAAUCUGCCGCGCACCAUAACCGAUGAUCAGCUGGACACGAUCUUCGGCAAGUACGGUUCCAUUGUGCAGAAGAACAUCUUGCGUGACAAGCUCACCGGUCGUCCACGUGGCGUGGCUUUUGUUCGGUACAACAAGCGCGAGGAGGCCCAGGAGGCCAUAUCGGCGCUGAACAACGUAAUACCCGAGGGCGGAUCGCAGCCACUGUCCGUCCGGCUGGCCGAGGAGCAUGGCAAGGCAAAGGCGGCGCACUUUAUGUCCCAGAUGGGCGUGGCUGCGCCGAAUGUCCCACCGCCGCCGCCACCACCGCCGCCGCAUAUGGCCGCCGGAUUCAACAAUAUGGUGCACAGAGACGGAGCUAUGGAAAAAUUACGCUCAUUAUUCGAUGCUAUAUGCGAUGCUAUCUUUGGUCUCGAUAGCGACAACUUUGCCGAUUUGCUUGACGGACUGUACCGCAGGAAGUACCAUUAUCCCUACUUAUAAUUGACACCGCAACAGCAGCAGCAACUACUACAACAUCAGCAGCAGGCGUUGGGCUUCACCGGCAGCACCAACAAUAUGAUUGGCAAUGGUAAUGCUAACGAGAACAACAUGCUACUCUACCACCAGCAUUACCAUCAACAACAACAACAACAACAACGCCUGGGCAAUGUUGCUGCUCACAGUAGUAUGAGUCCAAAUGGAAGCAAUAAUAACAUCAACAACACGAACACCAAUAGCAUCAACUUUAAUACGAUACGCCAGAAUGGAGUUGCUGCACUUCACUAUCUUCAGGAGCAAUUGCAAUUGCAACAACCGCAGGAGCAACAAUCACAACAACAACAGCAGCCUUUGACAAUGCCAUCGCCGCCGCCGUAUCAACAUCAACAACAACAACAAUCGCGACACCAACCACACCAUAAUGGCAACAGUAGUAGCAGUCUUGGCAAUCAAUUGCUCGCCAUAGGCAGUAACAAUAACAAUAGCUUCAAUAACAAUUCCAAUCACUCCAAUAGUUUUAGUGGCAAUUACAACAACGCUAGUGCUUUCACCAACAACGGUGCCAGCGGCAGCAGCAGCGGUGGCGGCAACAACUUUGCCCACAACAACUCUGCGAGCAGUGGAAACAACUUCACCAACAACCCCACAAGCAGUGGAAAUUACUCCAAUAAUGCGGCUAGCGGCAGCAACUUCAGCAACAAUCUUUCUGGCAAUUACACCAACAGCAGCAGCAGAAACUACACCAAUAAUGCGGCUAGCAGCAGCAACAACUUUUCCAACAAUGCAGCUAGCGGUAGCAAUUACAACAAGAAUCCUAGCAGCAGCAACAUGAUUGGAAACAGCAACACUGAUAGCAACAACACCAAUAAUCACCACACUUCGCCGCAACACGACUUCAGUUUUAAUAUGUCGACAACUGAACAAGAACUGCAUCAGCAAACACUAAAGUUGCAGCAGCUGCACCUUGGCAACAGCUUCAACAACACAGCAGCGGCAGCAGCGACAUCAACAACAACAUCAGCGGCUGCUGCAACUUCCACUUCCACAACGGCAACGGCGGCAUCAUCAUCCACGAACCCCACAAAUGUCGGAUUCUUAUGGCGUACAUAACCAGAGAGUUGAGAAGCGUACGAUGAAGGCAAUCUUCAAAUUAGAAAUUAUAUAUAACAAACUUAUAUAUAUCUAUAUAUAUAUAUAUAAAACUAUGAAUACCUUAUAUUGAUCAUCGUAGUAUCAGCAUCCAUCGAAACCAUAUACAGAAACCCAAAUUUUUAUGUUCUCAAACCCCAAGAAUUAAUUAACUAUAUACUUUUUUUUUUGUAUGUUCCUCACUUUAACCCUUAUGUUGUAGUUGGUUUUUUUGUGCUUUUUUUUGGGAAGAAUCUUUUUUUUCUUUUUGUAACUAGCUGUAAGGCAAGACACGUAUAUGUAUACAAAUCAUAAAUAAUUAUAUAUAAAUAUAUAUAUAGAAUGAGAGAUCGACGAAGAAGUCGAUCAAUUUUUUUGCUUAAACUUAGAGAAAAGAAACCUAUGAGAAAUACAUUUUUUUGUCACAUAUUUAUAACGUAUAAUCGUAAAGAAAUACAACAAAAUAUAUUAUAUACAAAAACACACACAUUAUAUAUCUAUAACUAUAUAACAUACUUGUAGGCGUGAAGACAUAAGCUCUGAUUGUUUAGUUUUUUUUUUCUCUGUGUCUGAAACUGAUUUUUUUGGCGCGAACUAUGCCGCAACAACGUACACGGGCAUCGUGUAUGUUUAUAGCUGAAGUAAAUCGAGAUAUAUGAAUACAUAUUACUUUUUUUUUCAUAAUUUAUAAAUCCAUUUUUUUUGUCUAUAUUAUAUACGUAACGAAAUGGCUAAACCGGCUGGACAUGCUCAAGUUUUCAGGCUGUUUAUUACUACAUUUAAAACGAAACAAAAACAAAAACAUAAAUACUUAGCUAGAAAUAUGCUUGAGUAGGAGAAGGAGAAAGAGACCCAGACAAAAUUACAAUACAAACCCAAUUUUUUUCAUAGCUAUAAUGAAUAUGUAUUUUUUUUACUAAGUAUAACUACUUUUUUUGAAAUCCAUUUUUUUUAUUACUUUACGAAAAAACUUGAGCAUGUAGCAGCAAGAGAAACGAAGCGAAGCAAAAUAACAUUCAAAAUCCGAGUAAGAAAAGAAACGUGAUAAAUAGCCCGACAAAAUGAAAAUCAGAAGAAAUUGGAAAGUAGAAAGAAAAAAUAGAAACGAAAUCGAAAGAAACGGAAAAAAGAGAACACGAAAUCAUUGGAGUGACUUGGCUUUAUUUUCAACUUUAAAUAACUCGAAGAAAGCACAUCGUUAAUGUUUUAACUUUGUAUUUUAUUUUAAGUUUUUGUUUUUAAUCCUUUUAUUUUACCCAAUUUUCGAUAUUCCAAUUCAGCCAGUCACUCCACCUGCAGACAACAGAUAAUUUUUCGGUGUAGGUGCAUAAAUUAAUGGAAGAGAACAAGAGAUAUUAUGCGAUGAUCCUUUUUGCUAAAUUCUUUAAAUACUUUUAUUAAUUACUUAUAAACAAACAAAAAAAUGUAAAAAAUUUUAAUUUGUUAAAAAAACGUGAAAAACAUUUCAGAAUUUCAAUUUUAUUUUAUUAUUUUAUUACCAUGUCUCUGGCUUAAAACAAAACUUACAAGAAACUAAGAAAAGCAUUAUUUAAGGCAACUUAAUAAACAUUUUCGACACAAACAGCA
This is a messenger RNA of Drosophila takahashii, 4404 nucleotides long. It is a transcript of the gene Sxl, whose product is annotated as Sex lethal. NCBI's taxonomy places the organism in Eukaryota, Metazoa, Arthropoda, Insecta, Diptera, Drosophilidae. The record is from RefSeq and is a predicted model, not a curated record. Gene Ontology annotation, biological process: positive regulation of mRNA splicing, via spliceosome; sex determination; alternative mRNA splicing, via spliceosome. Gene Ontology annotation, cellular component: spliceosomal complex. Gene Ontology annotation, molecular function: RNA binding.